Molecule: messenger RNA, 3315 nt
Organism: Brenthis ino (lesser marbled fritillary)
Lineage: Eukaryota; Metazoa; Arthropoda; Insecta; Lepidoptera; Nymphalidae
Source: the annotation of a GenBank genome assembly
AUGUUUCGGGUGUUUGUGUUUUUAUCGGUAUGUCUAGCAAGUGCCUACGUCGCAUUAGAUGAUGACUUUCUACAUCCAGAAUUUAAAUCUAGAAGUAACAUCGUUGCUAGACCUAAUGUUGCAGAACAUACUGCACAAUAUUGGAUCGACGAGGCCCAAAAAUCAAUCGAAUCACGACGAGCCCACGUCCAAUCUAAGGGUGUAGCUCGGAACGUAGUAUUGUUUUUGGGAGAUGGUAUGUCUGUGCCUACGCUAACUGCAGCACGCACAUUACUCGGUCAGCGCAAUAGACAAACUGGUGAGGAAGCACAGCUUUCUUUCGAGAAGUUUCCUACUGUUGGACUUGCGAAGACCUACUGCGUCAACGCUCAAGUUGCUGACUCAGCCUGUACAGCGACAGCAUACUUGUGCGGAGUGAAAGGCAACUCUGGGACGAUUGGAGUGACGGCGGCUGUGACGCGCCGAAACUGCUUAGCCUCUCUCGACUCCGCUAAUACUGUGGAGUCGAUUGCCGAGUGGGCACUUGCCGAUGGUCGAGAUGCUGGUAUCGUAACAACAACUCGUAUAACUCACGCUUCGCCCGCCGGAGCUUACGCCAAAGUAGCAAGCCGAAAUUGGGAAAAUGACGCUCAAGUGCGACAUGACUUACAAAACCCAAGUCAGUGCCUUGACAUCGCACACCAGCUGGUAAUCUUAGGUGGAGGAAGACGAGAAUUUCGGAAUGCAACCGUAAUAGAUGAAGAAGGUACUGCUGGAGCCAGAUCAGAUGGUCGUGAUCUUAUAGAAGAGUGGAAAAAUGAUAAGAAAUCGCGUAACUUAACCUAUAAAUAUGUUUGGAACCGCGAGCUAUUACAAAAUAUCGAUAUUAACGAAACUGAAUACAUUUUGGGGCUGUUCGAAGGGAGCCAUCUUCAGUACAAUAUGCAGGCAGAUUUGCGCACCGAACCCUCACUGGCAUUACUUACAGAAACUGCUAUCCGAAAGUUGAGCCAAAAUAAAAAAGGAUUCUUCUUAUUUGUCGAAGGUGGUAGAAUCGACCACGCACAUCAUGCAAAUAGGAUACAUCUUGCUUUAGAUGAAACUAUAGAGAUGAGUGCAGCAGUAGCUCGCGCUGUAGAAUUACUUUCCGAAGACGAUUCCCUAAUAGUAGUGACAGCUGAUCACGCGCACGUCAUGUCCUUUAAUGGUUACUCAGUACGGGGAAAAGAUAUCCUAGGACCAUCCGACAGGAGUGAUAGCAACAAUAUUCCUUACAUGACUAUAUCUUAUACAAAUGGCCCAGGAUUUAGGGCACACGUAAACGGCCAACGACCUGAUGUUACACAGGAAGCAAAUUAUGGUACCAUGUCAUGGAGAUCUCACGUGGACGUGCACCUCUCAUCGGAGACGCAUGGGGCGGACGAUGUAGCGGUGUUUGCGCGCGGGCCGUGGCACGGCGUGUUCACGGGGCUGUACGAGCAGAGCCAGCUGCCGCACCUCAUGGGGUACGCGGCCUGCCUCGGCCCGGGCCUACAUGCGUGCAAUGCUGACGACACGCAACAACCACUGCUACUGACUGUUCCGAUUCCGGCCACGGCGGCCAAUCUCAAUGAGAUUAGCCAACUGCGCAGGAGAUAUUAUAGUGCUCAAGUGUACGCGCAGACACAAGUGCACUCUCUAUUCCUAUCACUCUCAUACUCCGGUGGGACAACCACUCGACACGACCGCAUGCUUUCACCAUUCCUGAGCAUGUAUUUGAGGUGGACAUUGUCAGCGCUCGCGUGCCUCUCGCUGGCCACUGCAGCCACGGCGGCUUCGACAGCAGAUCGGUACCAUCCGGAGAGACUAGCAUCGAAACAUAAUCUUCGGGCGUCUCUUAAUAGAGCAGAGACCACAAAAGAUUUUUGGUUUCAAGAUGCCAAAGCUGCUAUCGAAGAAAAAAUUAAACGAGGUUUUGGAGGAGAAACAAAGAAAGCUCGUAAUGUGGUGAUGUUCCUCGGCGAUGGCAUGUCUGUUCCUACGCUGACUGCUGCUCGUACGUUGUUGGGACAAAGAGAUAGAAAACCUGGUGAAGAGGCACAUCUCUCGUUUGAAGCUUUUCCAUCAGUUGGACUUGCUAAGACUUACUGCGUGGACGCACAAAUUGCUGAUUCGGCAUGUACUGCAACGGCGUACUUGUGCGGCGUGAAGGCGAACGAGGGGACCAUCGGGGUCACCGCCGAAGUGCCGAGAUGGAACUGCAGUGCUUCAGUCUCAAACUCAACACAUGUAGAAUCAAUUGCGGCUUGGGCUCUUCAGGAUGGACGUGAUGCUGGUAUUGUAACGACAACCCGCGUCACUCAUGCAUCUCCUGCUGGAGCAUACGCAAGAACAGCAAAUCGCAACUGGGAGAAUGAUGCUGAAGUACUCCUUGAUUCUGGAGAUCCUAACGUGUGCCCUGAUAUUGCUCACCAAUUAGUACAUUCAUAUCCUGGAAACCAAUUCAAGGUAAUCCUAGGUGGAGGUCGACGAGAAUUUUUACCAAGAACCAAUUCUGCAGAACCAGGCUUAAGAACAGAUGGUAAAAAUUUAAUAGACGAAUGGAUAACUAGCAAAGUUUCCCAAAACGCUUCCUACCAAUAUGUCCAAACUCGUCAAGAACUACUUCAAGCUAAUAAUACUUUGCCUGACUACUUGUUAGGAUUAUUCGAAUCAACCCAUCUUAAGUAUCACAUGGAGAGUAACCCAACCGAUGACCCUACAUUAGAGGAACUCACAGAAACAGCUAUAAGAAUGUUAAGCAGGAAUGAGAAAGGCUUCUUUUUAUUUGUCGAAGGCGGUCGCAUCGACCAUGCUCAUCACGACAACUACGUACAUCUCGCUCUCGAUGAAACAAUUGAGCUCAGUAAAGCAGUAGCCAAGGCUACCGAGCUUCUUUCUGAGGAAGAUUCAUUAAUAGUCGUUACCUCUGACCACGCACAUGUGAUGGCAUUCAAUGGGUACACACAAAGAGGUGGAGAUAUCCUUGGACCUUCGGACAGUACCGAUAGUAGUGGCGUGAAAUACAUGACUCUAUCUUAUACUAACGGACCCGGAUUCCGUCCUCAAGUCAAUGGUAUUAGACCAGAUGUCACACAAGAAUCUAACUAUGGUGAACUACGUUGGAGAGCGCAUGUAGACGCACCGCUGGAUUCAGAGACUCACGGUGGAGAUGACGUGGCAGUAUUCGCUCGUGGUCCCAAUCAGAAAAUGUUCACAGGAUUAUAUGAACAGAGCCACAUCCCUUACCACAUGGCGUACGCCGCCUGCAUCGGGCCCGGAGUCAUCGCCUGCAACGCCGCGGUUAUGCACGACGGC